This is a messenger RNA of Penicillium cataractarum, 459 nucleotides long. RefSeq lists its product as uncharacterized. The transcript has 2 exons. Lineage: Eukaryota; Fungi; Ascomycota; Eurotiomycetes; Eurotiales; Aspergillaceae. The coding region runs from base 1 to 459 and encodes 152 amino acids. The record is from RefSeq and is a predicted model, not a curated record.
AUGCAGAUCGCCUAUCACCCACUCAUCCAACAGGACCCAAAAAAGCGACCCAACGUGACUCGCAUCGGCAUCAACAUCUACCAACCCGCCUGGACCGGAGAACCCUGCAACUGGGGCAUCAUUAUCGGAAACGAUUCCAACGCGAUGCUCAUGCACCUUGCUGACCUCGACCACGACCCUUUUUACGCGUUACGCUGGGAGUCCAACAAGGUUCGCCAUUUCGUCGACUGCGGGGCUAUUCCGAACUUUCACUAUGAUCUGGCGUUGGAGUUGAUUGAUUUUUGCGCCAAGGGUGCUAUGAAUUGCCGGAACUCGCACUUUUGGGUAUUCAGCAGCCUCUGCCAGUUGUCUAGUCGAUGCAAUAUGGAGAUUAUCCCGCGAGUGAACGAGGUUCUUCGCCAUAAGCGGAAGGAACGACCUGUCGGCUUUAUGGACCAGCUUGGUUAUACGAAGCCAUGA